Molecule: messenger RNA, 1903 nt
Organism: Arachis ipaensis
Lineage: Eukaryota; Viridiplantae; Streptophyta; Magnoliopsida; Fabales; Fabaceae
Source: RefSeq, a predicted model, not a curated record
ACAUCCACGUCAUGAACCAGCUUCCCCAACCCGAGCGCCACCGCAGUGACAAAUACUCUCCCACUGCUCUUGCCGUCACCGCCGUCGCCACCAACCUCACCAGCAAGCGGAUCCUUCAAAAGGACGGCCCCACCCCCGUCGGACCCAUAAGGUACCGGGGUGUGAGGCGGAGGCCAUGGGGACGUUAUGCCGCUGAGAUAAGGGACCCUCAAACUAAGGAGCGGCGUUGGCUGGGGACAUAUGACACUGCGGAGGAAGCCGCCCAAGCCUACGACUCCGCCGCCAGAGUCUUGCGUGGCCCCACUGCGAGAACCAACUUUGUGUAUUAUAUUUCCCCUCCUCAACCUUCUUUAAUCUUCGUCACCAACAAAAACAACAAUAAAAACAUCCUUAACCGCAGUAGCCACUUAUUGGGAAGUCAGUUCAGCUUCCCCAUCCAUCCUAACCAACUCUUCAACAGCCGUAACCGCCACUUGGGUGGUUCUUGGCCUGACCCCUUCUCCUCUUACUCCGCCCCUUCUUCCUUUUCUACCUUCCAGCAACAGCGAAACCAACAGCUUAACUCCACAAACAUGCUCCUCCCUCGUGACUUCGUUGCCCCUUCUGUUUCAUCUUUCUUUGGCCAGCAUUUAUCCUACCCCAAGGGCAGUUUGGUCAACUCAUCACAUGGUGGGCAUGCUAAUCCUUCUCCUUCAUCUUCAGUUAGUCACCAUUUAUCCUACCCCAAGCGAAGUAUCAACUCACUUUCAUCUUCAUUUACCCACCGUUUAUCCUACCCCAGUGGCGGUAUCAACUCAUCACAUGGUGGCAAUGCUAAUCCUUCUCUUCCAUCUUCCCUUAGCCAGCCUUUAUCAUACCCCAAGGGCAAUUUAGUCAACUCAUCACAUGGUGGUAAUGCCAAGCCUUCUGUUUCAUCUUCCGUUAGCCACCAUUUAUCAUACCCCAAGGGCAGUUUAGUCAACUCAUCACAUGGUGGCAAUGCUAAUAACCCUUCUCUUCCAUCUUCCUUAUCGUACUCCAAGGGCAGUUUAGUCAACUCAUCACAUGGUGGUAAUGCUAAUAACCACUCUGUUUCAUCUUCCUUUAGCCACCAUUUAUCCUACCCCAAGGGCAGUUUAGUCAACUCAUCACAUGGUAGCAAUGCUCCUAACUACACCGCACCCUUUUCUUCCUCUUGCCUGACAAACACAAACAGUCUCGGUUGUGGCAGUGAUAAUAAUCAUAAAGCUGAUGGCAGUGAAUACUCGCAAGAGUUCUUUCAUCACUCAGACUCAUCAUCGGGGUUGUUGGAAGACAUAGUUAGCACUUUCUUGAAAAGUCCAAAGCCCACUAAAAGUGAGUGUCUGUUGUUAGGUGCUCCUACUUCUCCAUCACAAGAUUCUUCCCACCUUAAGGCUGAGUCAUUUCCUCCUCUUUCCGCUGUUUCCACAGGCCAGAUGACGAAGAAAGACGAGGAUUUUAAUGUUCCUUUGUAUCAAGAUGGUUUCCACAUGCCGCAACCUGGUGUUUUUAAUUUCAAUGGCUCUAGCAAUACGGCAGUUCCCUCUGGCAUGCCUCUUACUCAGGAGAAGAAGAGAAAGAAGAAGAAGAAGGACACCAACACCAAGAAGAAGGAGGAGACCAACAACAACAACAACAACAACAAUAAUAAUAAUAAUAAUAAUAAUAAUAAUAAUAAUAGUAAUGAUCAUGGCCUAUCAUGGAAGACAUUUUUGAUCAUUACUCGGACUUUCUUAAUGACUUUCUUAAUUAGAUUAGGUUACGUACUUUUAUAAUAUGCACUCUCUGUGUUGUGCUCUUCUUUUUCUGUUUUAUUUUAGUAUUAGGUCGCUGGAAAUUUAAAAGUUUAAUUAGUGGUGUCUGCUGCUUCUUAUCUUAUAUUAAGGUAGCUAUAUAUAUUGUU